AAACGCCUGGAAUAGUUAACGUAACAUCCAACGCAAACUCACCAGCACAUCCUUUGACCCCUGUAUCAAGAUCCAAAAAACGACCUUUGGGAGACACAAAGGCCUAUCCAUCUCCACCAGAUGUAGUCCAACCAAUGCCUGCUGAAGGGUUGAUUCCACAGCUGCAAAAUGAAGAUGCAUUAUCUAUGAGUGACAAUAUGAUGGCUAUGAUGGAUACGGAUUUCGAUUACGAUCCAUACUUCACAGCAGUAACGGAUGAAGAUUUUGAAACUUUUAAUGGCGAGCCCCCUUCUCAUACAACUGCGACCACGAAUUAUCUAACACCAGCACCAGAUUCUACGACAGUUGUCAAAGAACCGAUAUCUAUUUCGCCAUUGUCUCCACCAAAGAAAGAAAACAAUAGCAAUUUUGCUGAUGAUCUUAAGUGUUCUCCAGAUAAAAAGACAAACCCACUGGUCCCUAUUGAAUAUGCUCCAUUGGAAUUUGUCAAAGGCGUGGAUGAUUCUAAAUAUCUUCCUG
Racocetra fulgida is the source of this 519-nucleotide messenger RNA. The record is from the annotation of a GenBank genome assembly. Lineage: Eukaryota; Fungi; Glomeromycota; Glomeromycetes; Diversisporales; Gigasporaceae.